AUGGCCUUCUACAGGGAAGGUCAAACUUCGCAUGUGAAAGCCAGUCCACUCCACGGGCUGUCCUUGAGCUUUCUCUGCUCUGUUUCUUCUUCGCCCGCUAGACCCUGGCCUCAACCACCGCACCGCAAUGACCUUCCUUCGCAGAAUCGCGCGAAAUCCCCGGUCCGCCGCCGCCGCCGCCGCCGCUCGCCCACGCGCCCCUCGAACCCCAACCCCACGCCCACCGCCAUCCGCGACGCGCCCACCAGCGCUUACUACGACGACCUCAUCAACGCCGCCGGCCGCCGCGGCGACUUCGCGGCGGUCCGCCACCUCCUCGGCAAGCGCGUCCGCGACGGCUGCUUCAACACCGGCGACACCUUCAGGUUCCUCACCCAGACCGAGACCUCCCUCUCCGCCCUCGACGACCUCCUCCGCGCCCUCUCCCGCGUCGACCGCGGCUUCCCCCGCAAGAGCGCCUUCGACGCGCUCAUCGCCCGCCUCUGCCGCCUCGGCCGCCCGGCGGACGCCCUGCGCGCCGUCGAGGCGAUGGCGAGCGACGGCGGCGGCGUCCGCCUCAACGCCGUCACCUUCCACCCGAUCCUCAACCUCCUGACGCGGCGGGGCGACUUCGAGGCGGCGGCGCGGGUGGCGGGCGCGAUGCGGGACCGCGGGGUGCCGCUGGACCUGACGGCGCACAACUACUUCCUGACGGCGCACUGCUACCGGGGCGACGUGGGGGAGGCGGCGCGGGCGAUGGAGGAGAUCGAGCGGGAGGGGCUGGGGGCGGACACGCGGACGUACGACGCGCUGUUGCUGGGGGCGUGCAGGGCCGGGAAGGUCGGGGCGGCGGUGGGGCUGCUGCGGCGGAUGGCGGAGGAGGGGGUGCCGCCGCUGUACAGCACGCACGUGCACGCGGUGAAGGCGAUGGUGAGGAGGGGGUGGAGCGCGCAGGCGGCGGAGCUGGUGAGGGCGUACGGCGGGAGGGACAGGGCGCUGGACAGGGAGAACUACGGGGUGCUGGCCAGCGAGCUGGUGAGGAUGGGGAAGGCGGAGGAGGCGAGGACGGUGGUGCAGGAGAUGGCCGAGAAGGGGCUCAUCAUGGGGGAGAAGCUCAGGGAGUUUUACAGGUCGAGUUCGAGUUCGAGUUCGAGUUCGAACGAUGUUGGCAUUUGACACGCGAUCGCUUCGUCAGAGUCAGAACUUGGGAAUUCCUUUUGAUCCGAUGAGGAGCAAUUCGGUUGUCGGGAGCCAAUCAAUCCUUGGUGUAUAGAUUUGCCUCUUUGUAUGAGAUCAUGUUGGAAGCCACUUUUCGGUAGCGAUUGUUAUAGUUGUAUGGCUAUUAUCGUUUUGUGCUUUCAGCAAAUGGAAGGAUAUCCAAAAUGGAAUGGAACGAAAUGGAACUUGGAAUGAAAUGGAUAGAAUGUGAACGAAAA
Messenger RNA from Eucalyptus grandis, 1415 nucleotides. Its product is annotated as pentatricopeptide repeat-containing protein At3g56030, mitochondrial. Lineage: Eukaryota; Viridiplantae; Streptophyta; Magnoliopsida; Myrtales; Myrtaceae. Gene Ontology annotation, molecular function: protein binding. The record is from RefSeq and is a predicted model, not a curated record. The transcript has 2 exons. The coding region runs from base 1 to 1155 and encodes 384 amino acids.